CCCGGUGCGGUCCUGCUGCCUCCUCCGGUCCUCCCGUGCUGUGCAGACAUGGUGGACUCUCCCAGCGCCACCAAGAAGACUUUCUCCGCGCCGGAGAUCAGGUCGCUGGACCGGUACGACUUCAACCGGGCCAAGAUCUGCGCCAGCGUGCGGUGGCUGCUGUCCAAGUCGUACGGAUGCGCAGAAAAUGUUCCUGUGGAGCUGAGAGAACCACUUUACAAGGACCAGUAUGACCAGGAGCACCUCAAGCCCUCCGUCUCCAAGCUGCUUCUCUCCCCGGAGAUUUACUGCCGAGCUCAGGCCCUGCUGGCUCAGGCGCAUGUGGCCUCCCUGCCAGCGUCGCAGGGCUCCCCGGCCGACAACUCAGCCCUGCUGCAGUUCCUCAUUAAGAAAGGUUUCGCUCCAAAGGUCCAGGAUGCAGACGUCACGGAGGCCGACCUUAGCAACACACCCAUCAAGACGAAAGCUCAUCUCGCCCUCAUCGACUCGCUGAUGUCGCUGGCUGCCAAAGAGACGGUGGGCCAGGUGAAGAUGGCGGUGGAGGCCGAGCAGAUCGGAGUCGGGGCUCCGUGGGAGAACUCCAUGCUCUUCUGGGUCAACAGGUUGAACCAGAAGUUGAGAGAAAAUACAGAAGAAGAAGAGCUCCCCAAAUCACAGACGUGUACAGACCUGCAGCCUGUCCAAGACACGUGUCAGUCCACCCGCUGGUACUGGAAACUAGUCCCUCAUGCUAUCGCUUUUUGUUUGAAGGAGUCGGGGAAUAAGCCACCAGUGAUCCGCUAUAAGAAGGACAAAGUGCAGUCCAAGUGUACUCCUACUUUUCCGCUGGUUUCUGCGGUCAAAGAUCUAUCUAAUGGCUGCGCGAUAGCUGCGGUGAUGCACUACUACUGCCCAGACCUGCUUCCUCUAGAGGAUGUGUGUUUGAAGGACACCAUGUCUGUGGCGGACAGUGUCUACAACCUGCAGCUGAUCAAAGAGUUUUGUGAGAACAGUUUACAGAGCUGCUGCCCCCUCGCUGUGGAAGACCUGCUUUACGCUCCACCCGCUCUGCAUCUGAACAUCACGAGCUUCAUAGCAGAGCUGCUGCACUGGUUUGAGGUUAAGAAGCCUGAUUUUGUCCAGCCAACGCAGCCCAUCGACCUCACAGAUGUUUCAGGAUUACUGGACUGUACCAGUCCUGUCAGCGGGAAUAGCAACAGUGGGUCUCCUGCGUUCAUCUUCAAACAACCAUUUGUUCCCAACCCUUCCGCAAUGUCACCAGAAAACAAAAGUUGGAGAAAGAAACAAAUCAGUCGUCCUCUGUCAGCAGUGACUUUCAGCAUCCCAUUUGGCCUGGACAGUGAUGUUGACAUUGUCAUGGGAAACCCAAUCGAUUCUGUCUUUCGCUCCGUCAGCACUGACAACCUGACCACCGGCAUCUCUGCAAUGACCUCGCCUGCGACGGCAGCGGGGAUGACUUGUGUCCCCUACAGCCCUCCGGAGGACCUCAGCCACCUGGUCAGCGCUUCAGUGCCAUCGCAGCGGUCUUCCUGGGGUCCUUAUGCACACACAGCACCGAUGGGAGAGCUGGCAACCAUCGAGGAAGCACUACAGGUGGUUCACACGCCUGGCAACAAAGACUGGAAGCAGACAAGAACAGCUGAGAAAAGAGGGAAGGACGUGUUAACGAGUAGGCCCGAGCCCAGAUUGCGUCCUGAAGGAGCACCUGCAGGUUUCUUUCUGCACUGCCCCGAAGAGGAGAACCCCCAGCUCAGUAGCUCUGCUCCCUGUCGCUCAGGACUUCUCCAUCAGCCAGUAGGUGGGGAGGCUGGGAAUACUGAAAAACCAGGUAGGAGGGAAAGACCCGGACGAAGCUCUGAUAUGUCGAGGGAUGACGACUCUGUUCUACGAGAUGGUAGCAUUGACUCCUCUGAAGCAUCCGACGAUACUCCUAGAAACGUCCCCGGUAAUAUUCGGCCCAAUGAUGGUCGAACAGGAAACCACAGUACCAACAACAGUCCACGCAUGACAAGCUUCGCUGAGCGACGAGACAACCGGAGAAGACAUCCUGCCGCUCCCGGGGAAGAGUCGGUUUCUUCUCCAACCCCAACGACUCCAGGAACUCCACACACUCCCUCUACGCCCGCGUGUUCCUCCAGCCACCAGGAGAGCCCAGGUCCCAGAGGCCCCGAGUCGGGCCUUGAGGCCUGCGAGCUCGGUGCUCGCCUUGAGGAGAAACGGAAGAGCAUCGAAGCUCAAAAGAGACGCAUUGAAGCCAUUUUUACCAAGCACAGACAGAGGCUCGGAAAAACUGCUUUCCUUCAGCUGAAAAGAGAGCAAGGAGAGGGAGGGGGGGAGAAGGCCGAGGAGGAUGAGUUGACCCUGGAGGAGCGCCUCACGUGCAUGGAAGAACAACUGAAACAGCAGGAGGAGAAAGAGGACAAAGAAGGAGAGAAAGAUAAGCCAUUAGUUUCCAACCCUCCUCGGCUAGAGAAACAGGUCACAUUCUCAAUCGAAAGUAAGAAAGGAGCGGAGAAAGAAAAAGCGGCUGAGAAAGCAGGCGAGGGCCCCAUAUUGGAAUAUAAUGAAGUGGUACAGAAACUGAGUGAAGCGCUGCAGUCGCUCCAGAAGGACAUGCAGAAACUUACUGAGCAGCAGCAGCAACUCAUGAGCAACCAAAGACCCAGAAACACACCCAAACCCACUCCCAAAUCCAUGAGGAGUAAUGUCAAAACACCACCCAGAACCCCACCUCACACCCCAACAAAGACACCGCCAAGGACCCCAACAAGGACCCCAACAAGGACCCCAACGAGGACCCCAACGAGGACCCCAACAAGGACCCCAACGAGGACUCCUACCAGAAGCAGCAAUAAAGUGAUUCCUGCUGCGCCCAAUCUUCCCUCGGGUUCUUCUCCAUCACGAAGGUCUCACGUUCCUUCUUCGAUCACCUCCCCCAAAACUAUUGUUUCUUCCUCCUGUCCAGCUCCUCUUACUAAAAUUCACUCUUCCUCCACACCGCGCAGCCCCAAACACACACCCCGCCCCCAGAAUCAGCGCCACCCACGGCCCUCUGAACUCAAAUUCCCCCCCCUCAACCGUGCCUUGGCACCGACUCACAAUGUGGACACGCUCCCCCACCUGCGGCGCGUGUCACCCAGCAAGUGCCAGGUCCAGACCUCCUCCUCCUUCCGUAUCGGUGGACCCCGAACUCCUCAGGAGUCUCCUCAGCCUGUCCAGCAGCCACAGCCGGAUGAGAGCGCCUCAGAGACCGGCUCCAGCGAGACACCCACCCAGUUCAGCCUGGAGUUGGAGCAGGAAGAAUCCGAGGCCGUAGGCGGGCUGCCCGUCCUACCGCGGUCCAGACACGACCGGCCCAGGGCUGCGGGAGGGAGCAGCUCUGGAGCUCCUUCUGAGUGCUCGUUCGAGAGCGACACUUUGUCCCUGUCAGCUGCGUACAGUGCAGGAGGUGAAGGAGGAAGAGGUGCCAAUGCUGCAGGAAAGACCUACAGCCUGACCGAGGGGUCGGUUUCCCCUUGUGGAGGGCCAGAAGGGGGCAGUGAUGAGCCGACCGAUGAAGGUCAAGAGUUUUCCUCUGAUUCCAUGAGUGAUCACACAGAAUCUGCUGCUGAAUCUGCUGCUGAAGCUGCGAGAGGACUCGCUGCAGAACCCUUGGAUCCGAUCAGACAGCUGAAUCUGACAGCAGAGGCCGGGGAUCCGCCACAACAACAAACCGAAUCCAGAGGGGAGCCGGCCAGGACCCUGGAGCCCAGUGGGGAGCAGAGCGAGCUGGCAGCCAGAGGAGGGAUUGGAUUCUUCUUUCAGGAGGAGAUACACAGCGAAGGAGAAAUGGCCCAGCGUAGAGCACUGCUGCUAGAAAGACAGCAGAAGAGGAAGGAGGAGCUGAAGAAGAGGAAACAGUGGCCUGAGCAAGACAGAGAUAUCAGGCCAGCAUCUUCAGCUUCUCCCUCAAACACACCUCCCACAAGCUCGACCUCACCAUCCGUCACGCCUCCGGCUACUCCAGCUCGCCGUGGAGAUUUCACACGAGGAGAGUACGCACGACGGCAACAGCUCCGAAUUAUGCAAGACCUGGAUAAAGUCCUUAAGCAGAAAUCAACCAAUCCAGGCCGAUCAUCCGCUAAGAAAACCCACUCGCGACCUCGCAGCAUGACCAGAGAGGAAACGAAGCUGUCUCUGAGUCCAGCCAAAGGAGCAACUGGCUCCAAGUUGACAAAAGUCUACUCUCACUCCUCACUCAACCUCGCAGCCACUGAUGAGCCAGCGGGCAAUGGUAGUGAGCCCACAAAGAAACCCCAGAGCAGCCUUACUGAUUCACCUUCAAAAUGUACGACACCAAGCAGACUAAUAAACCAGAAUGGCGACAAGGACUGGGAGUCUGGUUCCACCGGAACCUCGCCUGCCCCAGAAUACACAGGUCCAAAACUCUUCAAAGAACCGAGCUUUAAGUCCAACAAGUUCAUCAUUAACAAUGCCCUCUCUCGCUGCUGCCUUGCUGGGAAGGUCAACGAGACACAGAAAACCAAGAUAGUUGAGGAGAUGGAGAGGAGUCCUGCCAAUCACUUCCUCAUCCUCUUCCGUGAUUCCAGCUGUCAGUUCAGAGGCGUUUACACCAUGAACCCGGACUCCCAGGAGCUCUCACGACUGGCUGGCGUGGGCCCGCGGACCGUCAGCUCCACCCAGGUGGAGUCCAUGUACAAAUACAGCUCAGACAGGAAGCAAUUCAGUGCCAUCCCCUCCAAAACCUUAGGCAUGAGUGUAGACGCCUUCACCCUCCCCAGCCAUCUUUGGCACGGUGGAGCAGGAGCAGCAGGCGGAGGAGGAAACAGGAGAGCCAGUAUUACUAAGAAAAUGGCCAUUGCCAAGUGAGGACCAGAACAUGACGCCACAAAAGAGUCCCCACUAUAAUUACAAUGUAAUUACAGUCAAAACUAGUCGAAUGCAAAAAGUAGCUAUCCAUGUGCACAUAGAUUGGUCCACAUGUGUGCUUCGUACACCAUUGACUUCUCUUGUCCUUUGUCCAUUGUAGGAAUAAAAUUAAAAAAUCCACAUAUUUCUCUUCCCAUUUAUGUCCACAGAAAUGUCUCCUGUACAACUUUGAGAGAAUAGCUGGACGAUUGUCCAGAGGAGGGUUUUGUAAAUUGGUAAUUGCAUUAAGGACGGUUAUUAAAGAAGGUGUCAUACAACCAAUAUACUUUAAUUGUUUGAAGUACAAAUCUAGACCUUUCUUUUGAAAGAAAAUGUAACGCUAUUGAGUCCUACACCGGAAAAACCCCGACACUCAUAGAACUCACGGUUCUGUGGCCUGAAGUCCUUCAAUUUAAGCUCCAUUUUAUACGAAAACCCCAACAGAAGAGAAAAUGCCUUCGCGCCAGAGUGACUGGGACUUUUAUUUUGUAUGGAAUGAAUUCUGCCUAUAACUGCUGGUUGGAGAAUGAAAGCACAUUUCUUUUGCAAACUGAAGUAUAGCCAUAUGCGUGUGAUGUGGAGGUAAACUUCGUCCGAUAUUGCAAGACUUUGCUGCUGUUGUGGAUGUCGGUAAAUGUGUCCGUGGUUUUCAGAGGAUUACCACAGCAUGAGGUUUUUAUUUACUGUGUGCGAUAUAAGCUAAUUUCAAAAUAAUAUUGAAUUGAAAAAUUGUGGUUUGAUGAAAGUGAUGGUUUACGAGCAUUAGAUGCCAGUUUAAACAUCUUUAUGUAAUGAACUAGUAUAGUAUGGUUGAUGACAUUUAGAUCUACCUGGACUGUGACACUAGUGGGUAGGGAUGGGUGACAAUAGCCAUUUUCAUUUCAAACUCAUUUCUAAGCUCCAGCGCCACUUAACCCUCUCAUGAGUCUCAUUCACAAGUGAUCUUUUACGUCCUUGAGAAAAAACUUUGUGGUAUAAAAACAAGUGCUAACUCAGGGAAAUUGUUGUUAACUAGUUUGCUUGAUUGAACACAGCUAAAACAAACUAAAAUGUACCAAAAAAAAAAUCCAACUGUCUCUGUUAGAUGUUCCAAGUAUGUAUACAUAGACUACAUAUGAAUAACCUUGUGUUGCUGUAGACUCAAGUAAAUAGUUUGUUUUCCAAUCUAAUAGAUUAUUGAGAAUGUGUUGCAACAAAUUUAAAUGUAGAAGUACCUGAACUGCCAUGCCUUUUAGUUGGAAUGGGUUUUUACAUGGCAACAAGAGGAGAAAUGAGUCAGGACCGGGUUAAUGUGUGUCUAAGAGCGCUGACAACAUGCUGGAGUCAAAUCAAAAAAGUUAAUUUUUUAAAACAACAAAAGAUCCUGUGAAGGACUGAGUUGAGGUUUGUUGAAAUGCUGUUGAAGGCCAUCCCAACCCUUGGUAGAGCACACGCCGCUAAUUGGCAGGGUACAAACCAGCAUACAUGUAUGAAGUGACAAACAUGAUUAAACCACUUCU
This is a messenger RNA of Cololabis saira (Pacific saury), 6407 nucleotides long. Its product is annotated as calmodulin-regulated spectrin-associated protein 3-like. The coding region runs from base 49 to 4869 and encodes 1606 amino acids. The record is from RefSeq and is a predicted model, not a curated record. Gene Ontology annotation, molecular function: calmodulin binding; spectrin binding; microtubule minus-end binding. Lineage: Eukaryota; Metazoa; Chordata; Actinopteri; Beloniformes; Belonidae. The transcript has 19 exons. Gene Ontology annotation, biological process: neuron projection development; negative regulation of microtubule depolymerization; cytoplasmic microtubule organization. Gene Ontology annotation, cellular component: microtubule minus-end.